AUGUCGGAACACCAUCAUUCAAAAACCAAAUUUUGUAUACGAAAUAAGCUUUCACAGAAACCACCGAAUACUGCUAGUGGUGACCAACCAUUGACAAACAACCAUAAGAUGAAAAAAAUGCUUUCUCCUCCAACAACGCCACCUUCUGAUUCUGAAGAAUCUAAUCAAAUCCGUCUCAAAAAAUCCGUCGAACUACCAUUUUCAAUCAACACACAACUAAAAGAGCGACAAAAUCAUUUUGACGGUGCGGUUACACCGCCGCCAAGCCCACCAGCGUUACAAUCGCCACUUCAUCAUCCACAAACGGACAACACCAAUAAUAUUUCUGAGGAUGUUGAACUCAAGCUUGGCCAACAUGAAACCGAAAUGAAAAACUCUUGGAAUAGGACAUCAUCACCGGUAUUUAAUCUUGCUAUUAUGCCACAAAAUCAUGAGGUUGAUAACGCAGAAAACGACGAAGUCGAAAAUAAUAGUAAUAUUCGUCCAUCACCCGCUUCAGAUAAAACGUCUACUGUGGCGGCAGCAACUGCAAUAAUGGGAUCGAAAUCAGCUAGACAAGAUGGUUCUUCUGUAUCAGCUUUUGAUUGGACAACUCACAUGGCGAAACUGAAUAAGAGAAAUAGCUUGAUUUCGCGUAUUUCACCGAUUAAAAAUCGACGUCUCUCCAACGUGACGUCAAACCUUAAUCCUAAUUCGACGUCAAACGUUACUCCGAGUUCGACAAAUUCAUCACCUAAAGUUUCAGUCUCGAAAAGAAAUUCAAACUCUUCAAUUUCUUCAUUGAAAAUUGAGAAUCUCGAAAAUGAAGUUGUGGCAGACCCUUCUGAGAAUGUCCUUUCCAACAGCAGCAGUUUACAAUCUAAUUCGCCAGCAACGUCAUCUUCCAACAACUAUGGUACUAUAGGGUCCUCAUCUACAGCUCCAAAAUCAACGACUUCAAGUCGAUUCUCGUCAAUCUCGAAAGAUGGCAAAUUAGCGCGUAGACGCAAACAACGAAAUCAAAAUUUAUCGUCAUUAUCAAUCAUGACGGACGGAAUUCCAAUGUUAUCUUCGUAUGUGAUGGCGAGUUCAAAAAGAAAUAAAGAAUUUCAUUCAUUGUUUAGCAUUCCUGGGAAUGAAUAUCUUAUUAAUGAUUAUGGUUGCGCACUGCAGCGUGAAAUCCUGGCACAAGGGAGAAUGUAUAUUUCAUUGCAACACGUUUGUUUUCAUGCAAAUAUUUUUGGUUGGACUACUGACGUUGUAAUCAACUUCGCAGACAUAGUUUCAAUCGACAAGAGAAUGACCGCGUUGAUAAUUCCCAAUGCAAUUCAAAUCUCCACCAAAAAACAAAAGUUUUUCUUUGCUUCUCUCUUAUCACGCGAUGCUGUAUACGAAUUAUUAAUGAUACUAUGGCGAGCGUUUUCGGCAGCGAGUAAAACCUCGAUAUCGUUUAUGCAUGAGCCGGGGUUAAUAGCGCUUGAGGAAGAAGACGAGAGAAAAACGC
This is a messenger RNA of Ambispora leptoticha, 1483 nucleotides long. NCBI's taxonomy places the organism in Eukaryota, Fungi, Glomeromycota, Glomeromycetes, Archaeosporales, Ambisporaceae. The record is from the annotation of a GenBank genome assembly.